Molecule: messenger RNA, 633 nt
Organism: Colletotrichum spaethianum
Lineage: Eukaryota; Fungi; Ascomycota; Sordariomycetes; Glomerellales; Glomerellaceae
Product: secondary metabolism regulator LAE1
Exons: 2
Coding region: 1-633 (210 amino acids)
Molecular function (GO): methyltransferase activity
Source: RefSeq, a predicted model, not a curated record
AUGGCGGAAGAGCCCACGACAUCAGCAGAUCUUGAAGAGUCUUCGAACACUCAACACCAAGCAGCCACUUCUACCAGUGCCGCCGCCGCCGCCCAAGACGACCAACCGGCACAGCAGAUUGAACUAAACGACGAUCCUGAGCACUCAGAACAUGGUUAUGAGAGCGCCAGCGUGGCGAGCUCGAACGUCUCCACGUCUCUAGCGUCUGGCGUACGCGACUACGACUUCGAGAACAGGCGCCGCUACCACAAGUACAAGGAAGGGCAGUACCACUUCCCCAAUGAUGAUGUCGAGCAGGAACGCGAGGAUAUGAAGCACGCUAUGGUUGUACACCUCUGCAGCGGCAAGCUUCAUAGCGCGCCGCUCGAGAACCCGCAGAAGAUCCUCGAUGUUGGCACAGGCACCGGCAUCUGGGCUAUUGACAUGGGUGACGAGUAUCCAGAGGCUGAUGUCAUUGGGACCGACCUGAGCCCGAUCCAGCCUGACUUCGUCCCGCCGAACGUGCAAUUCUUUGUUGACGAUGCCGAGGUUGAAUGGGUAUAUCCAGACAACAGUUUCGAUUACGUCCACCUUCGAAACAUGGCGCCUUCGAUCAAAAAAUGGCCAGAGCUGUUUGCCGAAGCGUACCGGUGA